UUAGAGGUGGGGCUAGGAUGAAGACCAUUUUCAGAAUCAUUACUCUGUUGUGUCUACUUUUCACUGGUGAUAAUGAUAGUUCAGACUUUUCAAAUAGAUGGGGCUACAAGUUAACACCACCUCAAAAUACAACUAAGCUAUAUGGAUCUAACAAUUCAGACCUACUAUGCUUUACUGCUGUCUGCAAUAGUCCUCCUUGGGCAAUAAGUAUUUAUGAAGUUGAUUACCAUGAAUUCAUUGCUACCGGAGUGUCUUACUUUGUCUAUAAAUCAUCAACAACUGUAGUUACUGUAGCAAUGUGUAAUUGUACCACAGAUCUUAGCAAAUCACCCACUGAUUUAUGUAUCAACAUAACAAUGCUUGGUACUCCUGAGACUCUCAACAUUUCUGUUCAAUUUCAAGAUAAAACGGAAUCAUACACAAUAGCUAAAAUCAGUGACAUUAAAAUGAGUUCAAGUACUUCUACUCAAACUUCAGAUCCAAGUCUUUCUACAACUUCUAUGACAAAUAAUGACAGCCUAAGCAAUUCUACUCCAUCAUCUACUAAUGCUCCUAGUCCUAGUGAUCCUUCUACAACUACACCUAAUGGACCUUCUACAACUAGUUCGAGUGGGCCUUCUACAACCACAACUAGUGGCCCUUCUACAACUAGUCAAGGAAAUUAUGGUCAGUCUAAACCAGUAUAUCUAAUCAGUAGUCUAUAUCUACUAUUCUACUCUAUUAUUACAGCUGCAGGUAGCCACAACCCAACGCUUGGUAUUACAUUUUUAAUGACAAUGUUGGUUUUAUUUUUUUAAUUAUUGAACAAUUUGAUGCUGACUAUAAACUACAGUCUUAUAUUUUUGUAGUUUUGUUAUUAUAAUUAAUGAGAACGUGAAAAACAUGUU
This is a messenger RNA of Amphimedon queenslandica, 887 nucleotides long. RefSeq names its product cell wall integrity and stress response component 4-like. Lineage: Eukaryota; Metazoa; Porifera; Demospongiae; Haplosclerida; Niphatidae. Bases 18 to 797 code for a protein of 259 amino acids. The transcript has 2 exons. The record is from RefSeq and is a predicted model, not a curated record.